Messenger RNA from Saccostrea echinata, 1611 nucleotides. RefSeq lists its product as uncharacterized. Gene Ontology annotation, biological process: memory; neuron projection morphogenesis; cell surface receptor protein tyrosine kinase signaling pathway. The transcript has 2 exons. The record is from RefSeq and is a predicted model, not a curated record. Gene Ontology annotation, molecular function: nerve growth factor receptor binding; growth factor activity. Bases 109 to 948 code for a protein of 279 amino acids. Lineage: Eukaryota; Metazoa; Mollusca; Bivalvia; Ostreida; Ostreidae.
GGAAUAUUGAGACAUAUUAAAAUACAGUUUGACAUAUAUUGAUGAUUAAUUUGGAGAUCAUGGAUUAUAUUACUUACGAUUUUUUGCUCUGUAAAUGGAAUUAACAACAUGAGUAACUUAAAUUCAUUCACGGACAUAAGGACGUGGUCAGCAGCCAUGUUCAUAUUCAUCCUGAUGGUGCUCCAUAACACCGCUGAGUCCUUGAUAUUAAGAAAUACCGAAACGGAUCAGAAAGGAAACAGUUUACUUCUGAAUCAUCCAAACGAACCAACAGAUUGGGAACAUCGAGCGGAGGACAAUUCUUAUUUCCCAGUUGUGAAUAACGGGCUUUUUGAAAUACAAUCCCGUGUUGCUUUCUCUGUAGAUGAACCAAGUUUGCCACCAUCAGAGGGAAUAAAAACUCGUACAAAAAGAGCAGUUGCAUAUAGAAUUAAAAACAUCCGUAAAAAGAAAAGGAGACAAAAGAAAUUAAGAAAAAAUAAAAGGAAAAAUCGAAAACAAAAUAAGAAACGUCGACAUAAUCACGGAAUAAAGAAAAGCAGAAGGCGACGUUCAAGUAGAACGGGACAUAGUGAGCAAUAUGACCACGAACCUUUAAGUGUCUGUGAUAGUAUAAGUGAGUGGGUCCAGCUUAAUGAAUCCAUUACUCAAUAUGACCUUCCAGUGCAAGUUCUGUCUCAUCGAUGGUCGGGAGGCCAGCGAUUAAAACAGUUUAUUUAUGAAACCAAGUGUGUGGACUCGGGACAAUCGUGUCGUGGAAUCGACACGGAUAAUUUUAGGUCCGAAUGUGUGACUAAAAAAAUAUAUAUUGACGCUUUUGUCCGUGAUGUGCACGGUGACGAAAUGUGGGCCAAAAUUGAAGUGAAUGGGUCUUGUAAUUGUAGGUUAUUCAGGAAAAGACUUGGUAGCAGUAUGUCAAUUUUUGAUUUUCUCGGACAAAAUCGUUAAAUUUUGUUGUUAAAAUUAAGAAAAAAAUCCUUUUUUGAAUAACUAUUGUCUUGUUGUAGUUAUAUAUUGUACUUAUCUUUAAUUUAUGUACAUUUUGAUAUAAAUGGUCCUGAAGUUUGUUGUAUUUAUUUAAUUAACGUAAUACAAAGUUUUUUAUUGUCUCGCUCAACACUUGAGCAUGUAGUUUUCAUGUUUUUGAAGACAGGAACACUUAGUAUCGUUUUGAUCCCUCAACAAACGGAAUAUUUAGAGGGGAUACUAACGUGGAACCUGCUAAAUCCAGCAUUAUGUUUUUGUUUGCCAAAACUUUGCACUGAUGACUUUAAAUGUGAUAUCAUUUAUAAUGUAUAUUGUUAUUUUAAAUCCGCUUGCUACUUUCUUUUAAAAAGAACUAUUCUGACUAAUGCUAUUCUAGGUUUCGUCGUUUUUAUUCUUUUAAUUUUUAAAUGUUGCAUUGAUCUUCACAAUUUGAUUUUCGAUUUCGUGAGAAGUACUUUCUUUGUAUAAUUUCCAGUUGUUUAAUAAACUUUCUAAAUCAAACGAGAUCUGAUUCGAAUAAAUUCGAUUUUAAGAAAAAAUAAUCAUCGUCAUUUUCCCCAUGCAUCCAUUGUCAUCAGGUUUUAAGCAUAUUUGUUUAAUUUUUAUGUAUUUUUCUUUUUACUU